UAGAUGAGUAAGGCAGUGAAUGAAAGUGAAUAUGAAACGACUAGUGAACUUUGCUCUGCUACUCCUACUGCUUUUCUCGAGCGGAGGAUUGUCUGAGAAUAUUGAUGCCGAUGAUGGCGACAACCAGAUAGAUCGUUUCUGUUAUCCCGAAUCGAAAAAGAACACACGUACUUCCUGCGAAUGCAAUAAUGUGAGUGCCUCACCAUGGGGCAUGCGAGCCCUGCAUAUCGAUUGCAGUUAUAAAUAUUAUAAAACCGACGAUUUAAACGCACAAUUGCCGCUCUAUAUUGACACUUUGGACUUGUCGUGGAAUAAUUUAAAUGGCUCUCCACCCAUAUUCAUAAGCGAUAGUCUCCAUCAAUUGAAUCUAAUGCACAAUAAUAUCAGCCAAUUGAUUAACAAUAAUUUCGCCAAAUUGAACUGUCUACGUGAAUUGUAUUUGGGCUGGAAUAGCAUUAGCCAAGUGGGCGAGAAGGCCUUUUCGGAUUUACCGCAUUUGCAAACCCUCGAUUUGGCCCACAAUAAUUUGUUCGCCCUGCCCGGACAAUUAUUCAUGCCAUUGCUGGUGCUGAACAGUUUGGAUUUGUCAUGGAACCGGAAACUGAAUCAGACGACAACAAGUUCAUUGGAUUUGUAUGGCCAAUUGGGCAUUAACUCCAAACUAUCGAUACUCCGUUUGGAUGCCUGCAAUUUGAGUGAACUGUAUUUGCCGGAGAAGGUCCCCUUGAAAGAGCUCUCACUGCGUCGUAAUCUGUUUGAGCGUGUGCCCAAGCAACUGCCAUCGAGCCUUGUACAAUUUGAUAUCAGUGAUAAUUUGUUGGAGCAACUGUUACCCGAGGAUACGGCCAAUUUGACACAAGUGCGACAGCUCUAUGUGGAGGAUAUGCCCCGCCUACAAAGCAUUGCAGCCCAUGCCCUUGUACCCAUAGAGCUACUGGAAACUGUGAGUUUCCAAAAUAGUCGUAAACUCUCCCACCUGGAUAGCUAUGCCUUUGGCAUCAAUCCCGGCAAGGUGCCUACAAAUCUCAAGACUCUGAUAUUUCGUGGCACUCUUUUGCGUGGUUUUAAUAGCACUUUCUUGCCACUUUUUCAACAACUUACCGAACUGGAUCUCAACGGUGUCCCGCUACACUGUGACUGCGAAUUAGCCUGGCUAAAAGAUCUGAAAAUCGAAACCAACGGACGUUGCUAUAAACCAUCCAAAAUACGCGGUCUUCUUGUCUCGUCAGCGAAACGAAAUUCCUUCAGUUGCGAUACUUGGCCAAGGUGGGCUUAUGGCUUGAUCGUCCUCUGUCUGAUUGCUCUCUGUGCUGCUGGUGUAUACUUGCUUGUGAUGGGUCUGCGACCACAUCGAGCUGUAACCAUGAGAAGGAAAGUGGGCAGUGGCAGUCCCUACGCCAGAGUCACCAUAGAGCCCAAUAGGCAGGAGAAUUUCCAUCAUUAGUAAAGUCCACAAGCCUUUAGAGUUAAAGUCUGUAAGCAAAGUUUUACCUAAAAUAAGUAAAAAAUAAAUAAAAAUAACUUUACAAACCA
This is a messenger RNA of Drosophila willistoni, 1533 nucleotides long. Its product is annotated as leucine-rich repeat neuronal protein 2. The record is from RefSeq and is a predicted model, not a curated record. Gene Ontology annotation, molecular function: protein binding. The transcript has a single exon. Gene Ontology annotation, cellular component: plasma membrane. Bases 20 to 1444 code for a protein of 474 amino acids. Lineage: Eukaryota; Metazoa; Arthropoda; Insecta; Diptera; Drosophilidae.